Messenger RNA from Dovyalis caffra, 507 nucleotides. The record is from the annotation of a GenBank genome assembly. NCBI's taxonomy places the organism in Eukaryota, Viridiplantae, Streptophyta, Magnoliopsida, Malpighiales, Salicaceae.
AUGGACAUGUUCUUGCAAGUAAAUCCCAAGACAACAAAUAAGUUUCCAAUCAUGGUGAAGAAAUCGUGGUCAAGGCAAAAAUCCUAUAAGCACAAGACCAUUUUAUGCAAGACGACUAAUGAGGUAGCAUUUCGAAAAAAGAUCAACUUCUAUGAAGUUCUUGCUCUUGGAUCUCGGAAUGUAGGGUUUGAUGAGAUAAAGAAAGCUUAUAGAAGCAUGGCUCUACAAUACCACCCGGAUCUAUGUCUUCCAUCAGCCAAAGAAGAGUCCACAAAAAGAUUUGUUGAGCUUCAAAAGGCUUAUGAGACAUUGUCCGAUCCAAUUUCUCGUAGAAUGUAUGAUUAUGAGUUGGGUUUGGUUAAUUCAAAAGGAUUUGCUUUUGAAGGGUUUCCAUUGGAGGAUAGGAAGAACAGCUUUCCAAGGGAAGUGUGGGAAAGGCAACUGCAUGGAUUGCAUCAACGAUCAUAUGCCCGAAUGGAGAGGAGGAACAAUAAAUAUACAUGUUAA